Durotheca rogersii is the source of this 1220-nucleotide messenger RNA. RefSeq lists its product as uncharacterized. The transcript is spliced from 3 exons. Bases 139 to 1044 code for a protein of 301 amino acids. NCBI's taxonomy places the organism in Eukaryota, Fungi, Ascomycota, Sordariomycetes, Xylariales, Xylariaceae. The record is from RefSeq and is a predicted model, not a curated record.
CGCAGAGACUCAGGCCUUCGUCGACGUGCGAUCCCGCCGUCGACCCGACGCUAGCACCCCGCCUCUGGUGACCGAUAGAUGGUCCACGAUACCUGUCAUCCCGCGCCAGCUACCUAGGGGCUAUGCGGCUAAACCAAUAUGACACAUCAAUCCUUAUUUGACCGGCUCGGGCCAGAGAUAAUAGACCCAGACGAAGAAACCUUCUUACUCUUCUCCCAGGCUAUCCCCUCACAAAACCUCGGCUUCGUCGAUCCCCGGGCAUCUACGCUGGACCUGAGCAUCGCAGGCAACGACUAUGUGAUUCAUCAGUCUCCGGCCAUCCUGAAUCGUCCGGGCAGCACCACCGGCGCGGUGGUGUGGAAAAUUACGCCCCUCGUAGCCGGCUGGUUGGCCAUGCCUGAGAACCUGCUCCGAGUAUCUGGCAUCCUGUCGCCUUCUUCCAGCGUUCUGGAGUUGGGCUGUGGCAUUUCCGGUCUCGUGGGAUUGGUGCUCGCGCCAUUCGUUGCGCGAUAUACACUGACUGACCAGACUUACGUCUCAAGGUUGGUGGAAAAGAACAUCGAGGAGAACGUUGUGGUGGGCGGGUCGAAGACGUCGAAGCCUACCGCUACUCAGAAGCGGAGGGUAAGGUCUUCGUCCAUCCAGCCGCAUAUGAACCUGCGAUUCGCCCCUCUCGACUGGGAGCUCGAUGAAGUGACAUCAUCGCUUACGGGCACGAAGAACGUGAAGAGCUUUGACGUCGUCAUCGCCUGCGAUUGCAUCUAUAAUGACGCGCUGAUACUGCCACUAGUGCAGACCUGCGCGGACGCCUGCAAAUUGAGGUCAGCCGACGAAGGUGGUCCUCAUAGGCCGGCGGUCUGUCUUGUAGCACAGCAGCUCAGAGAUCCGGAAAUCUUCGAUGCCUGGGUGAAGGAGUUCAGCAAGCCUUUUCACCUGUGGCGAGUCCCGGAGCACGUCUUAUCCGCGGAGCUGCGGUCGAACCCGGGCUUCGUCGUGCAUCUAGGCAUAUUGAGAAACGCUGGAGGAGAGAUCGGUAAUCCGUGAAUAAUCUCGUGAUGUCACGCCCAAUCGAAAUUCGACUGAGAAUUGUCUCUCCCACCCCCCCAUCUACGCCUCGUUUCAUAUUGUCUUUCCACAUGUAGGGGAAAGGAGGCGCUGUUCAGACUUUUCUCGACGUCGGCAACUGACCAGGUCAUCACCCGCCUAGACCCGCCGGCACA